AUGGCUUCCCUUCACCGCGGAAACACACUGGCCGCCGAGGGUGAUCGACCCGCGGAGCAGCCAGAAGGCUCCUCGAAGAAUGCGAUCCAGAGCCCUACCGUUGAUGCAGCCUGGAACAUGGAGCUGGUGCUUUUCAAGAAACCUAUACUCGACCUCAGCCCAGUCGUCACUCGCAACACCCUGGAGGAUUUCGCUGAGCCCAUCCCGGGACUCGAACAAGUCCUUUUGGGCCGUUUAAAUGAGAGCGAGAAUGCCCAGCCGAGCAACCACAUCCGUGAGACCGAUGAUGAAUACCCUCUAAUGACUUGGGCAGACCUCUUCGAUGGUACCUAUUCACCCUGGUAUGAAUACCGCGACGCGGGCUGCUUUGGCUACGUAUGCCCUCCUGCUUGGGACGGUCUCGACUGGAGUAGCCGCGUUCGCGGGCACAAGGUUGAGUUCCUGGGGAUCAAGGAUCUGGAGGCGGCUGCGAUAUCUGUUCUGGCUAGAGUGGCGCCCCUGAUUCAAAAGAUGGAGGCAACCACUAAGCUUGAGGAGGUCGAUUGA
Fusarium falciforme is the source of this 546-nucleotide messenger RNA. RefSeq lists its product as hypothetical. The transcript is spliced from 3 exons. Lineage: Eukaryota; Fungi; Ascomycota; Sordariomycetes; Hypocreales; Nectriaceae. Bases 1 to 546 code for a protein of 181 amino acids. The record is from RefSeq and is a predicted model, not a curated record.